Racocetra persica is the source of this 267-nucleotide messenger RNA. Lineage: Eukaryota; Fungi; Glomeromycota; Glomeromycetes; Diversisporales; Gigasporaceae. The record is from the annotation of a GenBank genome assembly.
UUGUUGACCAACAAUUAUUUUUAUUAUCCGAAAAUGCAGAAUUUAUUAAAUUUUUACAAGAACUUGACCCCCGUUACCGUCUUCCCUGUCACCAAACACUCUCAACUUGGGCCAACACGAUUAUUGAACUUUUAAAAGAAAUGGGCAUCGGCCAAAAACUUUUAGAGAUCACGACCGAUAACGCUGCCAAUAUGCUUGCGAUGGGACGUGUUCUAAAAGAAAAAAUGAAUAAUGAAUUUAGUAAUCCAAAUGUACAACAUUUUCAUU